Acanthoscelides obtectus is the source of this 1919-nucleotide messenger RNA. The record is from the annotation of a GenBank genome assembly. NCBI's taxonomy places the organism in Eukaryota, Metazoa, Arthropoda, Insecta, Coleoptera, Chrysomelidae.
GGGAGAGACGCCGCUUUUGUCGUAUUUCAACGCUAAUGCCAUAGAGUAGGCAACCGAGUGUACCCAUGUUGAAAGUCGAUCAUUUAGUGAACGGUUACGACGUCGAACGUGUUUGUUUUUUGGAAUAUUGCAUGCUAUCCUCGAAUUUAGGAAGAAAAAUGCCACGGAAAUAUCAGAGGAAGGCAAAUGCACGCCGUAGGGCUUUGUGGACCGAAGAACAAUUGCAAGAAGCCAUUAAUAAAGUUAGUUCCGGUGAGAUAUCCAAAAGAGAAGCCCAUAGGCGUUAUCAUGUCCCACCAAAGACCCUUAAACGUAGAAUGGCCAGUGGUAAUCUUCAGAAAGGGAGUCUCGGACCAGAAGGUGUUCUAGGGCAUAAAAAUGAAAAACGGUUGGUUGUUCACAUCCAACGAUUGGCAGCGGCUGGAUUUGCUCCUGAUAGAAAUACAGUUCGACGGCUGGCUUAUAAUUUUGCUGAGAAGCUGAAAUUGAAACACAAAUUUUCACACAACAGCGGGAUGGCUGGUUAUUCUUGGCUGUCAUCAUUUUUAGAAAGAAAUCCCGAAUUGACAAUAAGGCAAGUUGAAGGACUGUCAUUAUUAAGAGCUCGAGGAAUGAAUAGAGAAGAAACUUCCAAAUUUUUUCAACUUUUGAUUGAUAUCCUAACUGAAAAUAAUUUAUUGGAUAAGCCAUCUCAUAUUUUCAAUAUGGACGAGACAGGUGUUCAACUGAUCAACAAACCUGGGAAAGUACUAACAACGAAAGGUGCAAGAGAUGUCCACGUUUUAACAUCUAAAGAGCGAGGAGAAAAUGUAACGGUUGUUGCAUGCUGUAGUGCCGACGGCAGGUUCAUUCCACCCACGUUAAUUUUCAAAGGUGUAAACCGAAAGGCUGAAUUUUCGGAUGGAUUGCCAGCUGGAUCCAAAAUUUAUAUGAAUAGAAAGUCAUCCUUCAUAAAUUCGGAAUUAUUCCUCAAAUGGUUAAAGGAGCAGUUUAUCCCCAAUAAGCCAUCCGGUAAGUGUUUAUUAAUCCUGGAUGGCCACACUUCACACAGUACUGACGGCGAUAUGCUGCAAGUGGCUGACGAUAACGAUAUAAUUAUCUUGUGUUUACCAAGCCACUGUACCCAGCCACUAGACCGAAGCUUUUUUAAGCCUUUUAAAACUUAUUUUGACCAGGAAGCUCAGUUAUGGAUGAAACACAACGCCAGCAGAAACUUGACGAGAUAUCAAGCCGGUGCAUUAAUUGGAAAAAGUUGGUUAAGAUCAGCAUCUGUGGCCACAGCCAUUAACGGUUUCAAGGCAACAGGGAUAUAUCCUGUUGAUCCUAAUGCUAUUCCGGAUCACUUCUAUUCUAUAACUGAUUCAGCCAUGGCAGAUACUUCCCCAGAAAGAGAUGCUAACCGUCCCAGCUUAGGAUUACCCUCCACCAGCCCUACUAGUUCUGCUCAAGCAUGUGGUAGGGGAGAUGAAGGCGACGGUCCACAAAUCACUCCUUCAAAAUUUUUGCAAGAAGUUUCUCCUAUCCCAAAAGUACCUGUAUCCUUCAAGCAAAGGUUCAAGCAAAGCGCAGCUGUGUUAACAUCACCUGAAAACAUAACGAAGAGGGUUCGCCCUGACAAACAUAACACAACCAAUGUGACAGCGAAGAAAAAGAAACUAAGAGUACAAAAAAAACAGCUAGAGGAAGAGCCAGAAAAAAAUCAAUGGAGCGACAGCGACGAUGAACCUCUGGUCAAAAAGAAAAAUGAAAAUCGGGAACGCUGCGUGGAAUGCUUUGAAGUUUACGAAACGACAACUAAAACAGUGGAUUGGCUGCAAUGCCUUAAAUGCUUAAAGUGGCUACAUGUCACUUGUACCAUGUAUGGUGAAGUGUGUAACAUCUGUUCUAGAUUCGACUUAAGAAAAAGAAAUGAAAAUUAG